Messenger RNA from Micromonas pusilla CCMP1545, 759 nucleotides. It is a transcript of the gene HY1, whose product is annotated as heme oxygenase. Bases 1 to 759 code for a protein of 252 amino acids. Gene Ontology annotation, biological process: heme oxidation. Gene Ontology annotation, molecular function: heme oxygenase (decyclizing) activity. NCBI's taxonomy places the organism in Eukaryota, Viridiplantae, Chlorophyta, Mamiellophyceae, Mamiellales, Mamiellaceae. The record is from RefSeq and is a predicted model, not a curated record. The transcript has 3 exons.
AUGCACGCGCACGGCGAAUCAUCCGGCGGCGGCGCGCCCGCGAAGGACGCGCCCGCCGGCGGCCACGGCCACGGCCACGGCGGCGCGUCGUCGCGCCCGCGCCCGGGCGAGAAGAAGGGAUUCGUCGAAGAGAUGCGAUUCGUGGCGAUGAAGCUCCACACGCGCGAGCAAGCGCCGAAAGAGGGCGAGGCGAAGCCGCCGCCGGAGUCGAAGCCCAUGAUGCAGUGGGAGCCGACGCGCGAGAAGUACCUCGCCUACCUCGUCGAGAGCAAGGCGAUGUACGAGGCCAUGGAAGAGAUCGUCGCGUCGAAGGCGUCGCCAAUCUACGAGGCGUUCUUAGACACAGGGCUCGAGCGCACUUCCCCGCUCGCGAAGGACAUCGAGUGGUUCGAGAAGACGUACGGACUGACCGCGCCGGUCGCGGACGGCCCGGGGGUGGAGUACGGCAACUUUUUAAAGGAGCUCGCGAAGACGAGCCCGCCGGAGUUCAUCUGCCACUUUUACAACGUCUACUUCGCGCACUCCGCGGGGGGGCGAAUGAUCGGACGCAAGGUGAGCGAGAUGAUCCUGAACGGGAAGGAGCUGGAGUUUUACAAGUGGGAGGAGAGCCGCGGCGGGUUGGAGCAGAGCCUCGCGGACGUCAAGUCGAAGCUGAACGACGCCGCGGAGGGGUGGAGCCGAGAGGAGAAGGAUCGAUGCCUGGAGGAGACGAGCAAGUCGUUCCAGAUGUCGGGGCAGCUCCUCAGGCUCAUCGCGUGA